Helianthus annuus (common sunflower) is the source of this 683-nucleotide messenger RNA. RefSeq lists its product as uncharacterized. The transcript is spliced from 5 exons. The coding region runs from base 129 to 524 and encodes 131 amino acids. The record is from RefSeq and is a predicted model, not a curated record. NCBI's taxonomy places the organism in Eukaryota, Viridiplantae, Streptophyta, Magnoliopsida, Asterales, Asteraceae.
AUGCGAAAACCAACUUGCUCUCCCGCCUUCACUCCAAUUUCUGUAUUCUGCGAGGAGGUACGUCCUAACUGCAACCUUCACUUCUCCGAUUAUCGACUCCAUUGAAGUCUUUGACAGGUACAUAAUCAAUGGAAGAUGAAAAGACGGAAUCCACGAGGAAGCGUACCAAACUAGUUGAAGAAAAGGUAACACUGACAGAAGGAGCAAUAGUGGAGGUAGCAGAAGAAGAUGCUGAAGCAAAUCCACCUGUAUCUGAACAGAUGGAGGUUUACAUGAAUCAAAUUCUUGAAAAGAUUGAUAACUUUACUCAGCAGGUGUCUGAACUGCUUGAAUCUGGGAAAACAUACUUCAGAGAACUGAGUACUGAAUUUGAAGAACGGGUGAUAGCGAUACACAAGGAACAGAUGGAGAAGUGGCAGGAUGAGAUCAAGGAACUUCGCUUCCUUGAUGCUUCAAAUGAGGAGAUCAAUGCCAUGCUGCACAACGCUCAGCUUGUACUUCACAAUGUCCAUAAUGAUCCAUGAAGGUAGAAAUUAUUUCACUUGUUUGAAAUCAUAUGCUUCAAGACUUCCUUUUGCAAUGCUAUACUAUAAGAAUUUACUUACAAAAACUGAUGGUUAACAAAAGAUGGGUUGAUACAACUUCAUGUUCAAAUACAUUACAAUGUUUCUAGUCGUGUUUAA